AUGAAUUUUAAGUCAGAGGAUUUUACUAAUUUGUUUGCUAAAUCAGUUAGUUCUGAAAAACUGCUUAAUUUUUCUAUUACCGAUUUUGGCGAGAGAAUUCAGAAAGCCAAAAUCUCUUUUGGUCAGGUUCCGUUAGGUAUUUAUCAAAAGGGUCUCAAAAAGAAGCGAAAGUCCAUUUUCCAUAAUGAGGAAAAAGGAUUAGAACAAUUAUCUCAACAAAGUAGUUUUUAUGCCUCUUUACGGAAUUUUCAGCAAAAAACUUUUCUGAAUUUCACUCAAGAGAAUUUGGAGCAAGGUUUAUUUUUUUCCACUUUUACCUUUAAUAAUUAUCAAAAAAAAAUGCCUUUUUCUUUUGCCCCCUGGCAAAAAAAGGGGAAAUGUCUUGUCUCUGGAUGUAGCGGCAAGCAUUUUUAUCGCCGGAUUUCUCAUUUGACAUCUUCAUUUUUAGCCGGAAAAAAAGUUGCUAAAAAAAGAUUAGGCAGAAACUUGGAAGGAAAUGGUAUUAAUUUAACUUAUAUUCAAGGAAAAAUAAAGAAGCCUUUUGCUUCUUCCUAUGUUUUUAUUAAUGAUGAUUAUAUUUUCAACAGAGUUGCAGAAUCGGAAUUUAUCUCCUAUUUUGAUGCUGAACUCAACCUAAAUGAACAGGUUUUAGUCAACCAAGCACCUCAAUUUCACCAUCAAUCAAGAAAAUACAAAUUAACCAAAGAAACAGGAGAAAACAUAAACGAUAAAAAAUGGCGGAAAAGUAUUCCGCCAGAAUUGAUUUAUAAUUAUGUCUAUUUAGCGGAAAUUCGAACCCAAAUCAAAAAUUAUUCUUCUAGUCGAGAAGUUAGUCCUGAAAAAGCCAUUGCUCGCUAUGCCGAUUAUUAA
This is a messenger RNA of Entrophospora candida, 870 nucleotides long. NCBI's taxonomy places the organism in Eukaryota, Fungi, Glomeromycota, Glomeromycetes, Entrophosporales, Entrophosporaceae. The record is from the annotation of a GenBank genome assembly.